AUGUUCAUCAGCCAAAACCCUUUGAAGACUUUUGUUGAAUGGAUAAUUAACGGUUUACCUCAAGAACAUGAUACAUUCGCUUUUUCACAUUUUGGUGGUCGUUUUGAUAUGGUCCUUGUCUUCAAAGAAUUGUUUCUUAACGGUAAUUAAUUAUUUAUCUUUUUAUCAAAUAAUCGAACUUUUAGGUUUUACUCCAGAAAUGUUAAAAAGAGGCAACAAGAUGUAUGAAAUGAAAGUAACUUCACGAGGGAAGAAGAAAGG
Messenger RNA from Meloidogyne enterolobii, 261 nucleotides. NCBI's taxonomy places the organism in Eukaryota, Metazoa, Nematoda, Chromadorea, Rhabditida, Meloidogynidae. The record is from the annotation of a GenBank genome assembly.